UGGAGCUGUAGCUCUCGUGGCUGGUGACGGGGUGUCGUGGCCCGGCCGAUGGUGUCCCAAGGGUGGGACCAGCCACCACUGCUAUAAAUAGGACUGAUUGCGAACUGAAAUCUGAACUUCUGAGCAUGGAUGAGAUGCCGAGGUCUGGGGUGGGGCGAGCAGUGCCCGGGAGGUGGUGUGGUGUGCGUGUCCUGUGCUGAGGAGCCCAACAGCAUGUGCUCGAUGCCACUGCAGCGCCCAUAGGGCUGUGGCACAACCGGGACGUGGACCACAGCACCAGAGCACACCCAUAAGGGAUCUCCAUCAGGCACCAGGCAAUGGCAGGAGCUCAGGUGGGGCUGCCGGGACCUUUCCCGGAGCCCCCGGUUGGGCCAUGCCCCAUUUCUGACUCUGACUCAGACUCUGAGGAUGCAGCUGCAGGUGGCACAGGACCUGGUGCUGGGACACAAAACCCAUCCCAGGUCAUCCACAGUGGCCAUUUCAUGGUGUCGUCCCCGCACAGUGACUCACUGCCCCGCCGGCGCCACCACCGCACCGAGCCCGAAGCGGCUGAUCCCCGGAGCAUCGACCCGACCCUCACCCGGCUCUUCGAGUGCAUGAGCCUGGAGUACAGUGGGAAGCUGGUUUCUCCAAAGUGGAAGAAUUUCAAGGGGCUGCGGCUGCUUUGCCGGGAUAAAAUUCGUCUCAACAAUGCUAUCUGGAGAGCGUGGUACAUCCAAUAUGUGGAGCGGAGGAAGAGCCCAGUGUGCGGCUUCAUCACCCCACUGGAGGGGUCGGAGGCUGAUGAGCAUCGCAAACCAGAGGCUGUCGUGCUGGAGGGCAACUACUGGAAGCGCCGCAUAGAGGUGGUGAUGAGAGAGUACCACAAGUGGAGGAUCUACUACAAGAAGCGGCUCCGAAAGUCCACCCGGGAGGGAGAGCUCUCCAGCCCAAAGCAGGGUGAGGAUGUCUGGAGGCCAACAGAAAAGUGGUGCAACCAGCUCUUCUGUAAUGUGGUGCCCAUGCUGCUUGGGGAUGAGGAAGAGGAGCCAGGCAGUAGGCAACAUUUCGACUUGGACACCUUCCUCUCGGACAUCUCUGACACCCUUUUCACCAUGACACAGACACCCAGCACCCACCAGGCACUCCCUGAGGAUGCAUAUGUUGGGAAUGCUGACAUGAUCCAGCCGGACUUGGCCCCCCUGCAGCCCAGCCUGGAUGAGAUGGAGAUCUCAGACAUUUUCACCACCCACCAGCUGCCGCUACCGCAGACGCAACUGGGCUACCAGGAGCCGCCCUGCUUCACGCCCAUGGCCGAGCCCCUGUUCCGCAGCGGGGGACCCCUGAUGGGUGCUCGGGGGCUGCCAGCCAGCCCUGGGGCUCCGCUGCCCCCCAGCACCCUCCUGCAGCCCGGCGGUGCCUCCCAGCUGGGACUUCACAGUGCCUUCCUGACCCCUGGGCCCCCCCUGGCACCGCUGCCCCCCGAGCCGCCCACCGUGUCCCCCAGUGCCCUCAGCCCCCCACUCCCACACAAGCCCCAGCUGCACUACGGCCUCCCCAGCAAGUGCCUCGGCAUGGAGCCGUUGGGACCCCCAUAUGCCCUGCCCAGCCCGGGACCCCCGUUCUGCCCCACCUCAGCCCCCCGCUCCAAAUUCCCAUACGCCAGCUCCCCCAGCCCUUCGCUCCUCGCCAACCCGACUUCACCCCUCUCAGCGCCCUGCUUCACCCCCCACGCCCCGGCGCUUGGCUACGCCAUGGGCGCGGUGCCCCCAGGGUACCCCAACCCCACUGCCCGGCUCCUGCCUCCCGCCCCACUGGGAGACCCUGGCUUUGCCCCCACCAAGGGGCUGCCCCAGGGUGGGAGUGGGAGGAUGAAGGCGAAGCCCUGCGGCACCAAGGCGAAGAGGCUGCCGGGCAAUCCUGUGCCACGCCAACUGGCCUUGCCCGGCCCUGGUGUGAGCCCGCCGGUGACCACAGCCGAGCAGGAGCCAGCCUUGGAUGCCCCACGCCCGAGGGGUGCAGGACUCAUGCCCGUGUCCCCUGCCUCCUCGCAGCACAGCACUGUCCCCGAGGUCCCUCCUGCCUUCCUCUCCAGAAUGGCCCAGUUGAGCCCAGGGCUGGCUCCUGGUUCCAGCCCUUCACAGGUGAUGCCGGGGCCAGCAGCUCUGGUGGACGCCCAGCCAGGACCAUUGCCCAUCCCCAAGGUGGAGCAGCUGUCCCCCACUUCAUCUUGCGGCAGCGACUGGCCCAAGCCCAGCCACGCUUCCCCAGGAGCCACUGUGGGGCUGGGCGCUGGCAUCUCACUGCAGCCCCCCGUGUCCCGUCGGGGCAGGCCUGAGUCCAGCAAGAUGGAGAGCCGCCGCAUCACACACAUCUCUGCUGAGCAGAAACGACGCUUCAACAUCAAGCUGGGCUUUGACACACUGCACAGCCUGGUGAGCACGCUGAGCACCCAGCCCAGCAUCAAGGUCAGCAAGGCCACCACCUUGCAGAAGACAGCCGAGUACAUCUGCAAGCUGCAGCAGGAGCGGGCAGCCCUGCAGGAUGAGGCACAGCGGCUGCGGGAGCAGAUCGAGGAGCUCAACAGCUCCAUCAACCUGUGCCAGGAGCAGCUGCCAGCCACGGGGGUGCCCAUCACACGCCAGCGCUUCGACCAGAUGCGCAGUAUGUUCAAUGAGUACGUCCGCUCUUCCACGCUGCAGAACUGGAAAUUCUGGAUUUUCAGCAUCAUCAUUCAGCCCCUCUUUGAGUCUUUCAAUGACAUGGUCUCCACUGCCAGCAUGGAGAGCCUCACCCAGACAUCUCUCGCCUGGCUGGACCAGCACUGCUCCCUGCCAGCGCUUCGGCCGACUGUCCUGAGCUCCCUCCGGCAGCUGAGCAUUUCCACCUCCAUCCUGAGUGACCCAGCCUGCAUUCCAGAGCAGGCGACACAGGCUGUGGAGGGGAUGGGCCGUGGCUGCUCCUAGCUGUCCCCAGAGGGCCUCUCUCAGCUUUGGGGAGACCCUGGGAGUUGCUGGCGGGACCCUGGGAGCUUUGGAGAGACCCUGGGAGCUGCCAGCAAGACUGUGGGAGCUGCCGGCAGAACCCUGGGAGCUGCCAGUGAGACCCUGGGAGCUGCCAGUGAGACCCUGGGAGCUGCCGGUGAUACCCUGGGAGCUGCCGAUGAGACGCUGGGAGCUGCCGGUGAGACCCUGGGAGCUACCGGCGGAACACUGGGAGCUUUGGGGAGACCCUGGGAGCUGCCAGCAAGACUCUGGGGAGACCCUGAGAGCUGCCGGCGGAACCCUGGGUGCUGCCAGCAGGACCCUGGGAGCUGCCGGCGGGAGCCUGGGAGCUGCCGGCGGGAGCCUGGGAGCUGCUGGCCACCAUGGUGAUGCCAGUGAGGAGCCCUCAGCCAAGCUGCUCAAGCACAAGGCAGGCUGGGACCAUGGAGUCUCUCUGCCAUGGGCUCGGGGAGCCCCUGGCUGCACCCCUGGGUGGCCAAGGCAGCACAGACCCUGCAACCCUCGGCCGGUGCCUGGUCACGGGGAGCUGCCUCAUAAAGGACUCUCUCUCUGCCCACAAGCCCAGCAUGGUUCUUCCUGCCCUAUGUAGGGCAGAGCAGGGGAAGGGCAGGAGGAGGAUGAGGGUAGAGUGAGGGCAGGAGCAGGGUGAGGGUUAGGGCAGGGCGAGGGGCUGGAGCAGAGUGAGGGAAGGGUGAGGGCAGGGGCUGGGUGAGGGCAGGGUGUGGUGCUGUGGAAAAAGGCCAAACUCAAUAAUCAAUGCCAAUUUGAUUAUUAAGCAGGUAUUGUUUUAAUAAAUAAUACGAUGCCAGACACACAGGGAAUCAUUUCACCUAAUGUGUGUGUCCAUUGAGGCUGGUUACAGGACUUUUAUACUGGUUAAACAUACAUAUUCAUAUAGAUUCCAAGAAACACUGGUUACAUAUUCUGGAAAUAUUGGUUAAACAUACAUAGAACUCAUUGUAUCUUCUCACUCACUCUUGAACGUACAUCACAGUUCCUCUGCGUCUUCAGAAUCCUCUGAUGCUCUUUAUUUCAUCUCCUUCCUCUUUGUGUCCUCUUGGUGAGCUCAGGUCUGUCCUUUGUUCCUGCUGAGGGACUGUCCUUGUUUCAACUAGUAAACAAGCUAAACUCCUGUUACAAUCAC
This is a messenger RNA of Cuculus canorus (common cuckoo), 4128 nucleotides long. It is a transcript of the gene MLXIPL, whose product is annotated as MLX interacting protein like. NCBI's taxonomy places the organism in Eukaryota, Metazoa, Chordata, Aves, Cuculiformes, Cuculidae. Gene Ontology annotation, cellular component: nucleus. The transcript has 17 exons. The record is from RefSeq and is a predicted model, not a curated record. Gene Ontology annotation, biological process: regulation of transcription by RNA polymerase II. The coding region runs from base 318 to 2945 and encodes 875 amino acids. Gene Ontology annotation, molecular function: protein dimerization activity; RNA polymerase II cis-regulatory region sequence-specific DNA binding; DNA-binding transcription factor activity, RNA polymerase II-specific.